UGAUCGGUUCUUUUUUCAGAAAAAACCUUUCAGCAAAUUUAUUUCUUGCUCUCUCUCUCUUUCUCUUAAGUUAAAAGAAAAAAAAAGUUAUUAUUGUUUAUUUAAUAAAGAAAGAAAUUAUAUUGUCUUUGUUUAGUAGUUUUUUUAUUUGAAAUAUUCAUUUGUAAAAUGUCACCUUCGCGACAACAAACUACUCGUAACGAAGCAACAAAAGAAACUUAUGAUAAUAUGGAUUCUGGAGAACAACAAAAAAAUUUAUCAACCCCUCGAAGUACAACAACGUUUUCCACUAAUACCUCAAGUUCGCGUACAACAACAAUGACUUCUCAGGAACAACAAAAAAGACAAGAACAGCAACAACUUGAUAAAGAAGCAACAACAACAACAGUAAGUGCUCAACAACAACAACAACAAACAGCAGGAAAUUAUUAUAAUUUCGAUAUUAAUGCAUUGGUACAAAGUGCAUUAGCUCAAGCAAAAGUUGAUCCGGAAGUAGUUAGAGCAGCUGCUCAGUUAUUUGUUUUAGCAAAUCAAGCUAGAAAUCAUGGAUAUUUAGUCGACGCAAAUUCAAAUGUCGUAGAUGUUACUGCUGCUAAUCGUUCUAGUGCUAUGUCUUUAUCUAAUUUACUUCUACCUGAUGAAGCUAAUUCUUCUUCAAAAGCAACGUAGAAUGAUGCUUCGUCGUUGCAAGAUGAUGGAGUUCAUGAUCAUUUAAGAGAGGAGUUUGUCAAAUUAUGAAUUGGUGCUAAAAUGACCUCUUUGGUUCUUUUAUGCGUUAUUUUUUAAAAAAAAUACGAAUGGUUGAGUUGAUUGUGUAUUCAAAGAUUUUUUAUUUGUGUAUUAACAUUAAUUAUUUGCAAUUUUUCUUUUUUUUGCCUUUGUUAAGAUUUAACAUCGCUUGUUUAAUUUAUCUUCAUUUAUAAUGAUAACGAAACAAGAGAUUGGAUUAUUUUAUUUGAGACGUUUGAUUGUUUUCUUUAAAAAAUUCUUUAAAAAUUCUUUAUAAUUCUUUUGUUAAAAA
Molecule: messenger RNA, 1021 nt
Organism: Rhizophagus irregularis DAOM 181602=DAOM 197198
Lineage: Eukaryota; Fungi; Glomeromycota; Glomeromycetes; Glomerales; Glomeraceae
Source: RefSeq, a predicted model, not a curated record